AUGCCAAAAAAUGUCGCCGACAGUGAAUUACCCACACAUAUCACGUCGUUGCGUGAAACUUUCUUGCGACAGGAGGAAUUCGAUCAAACGUAUUUGUUUCUACCACCGCCACAAGUGGAAGACAAGAAACGAAAAUUCAUAUUGAAAGUCUUUCAUCCCUGUUUAAGUCCAGAGCAGUUCGUUCGUUUCAUUGUGUCGUUUAUUCCAAUAGUCGGUUGGCUACCCGAUUAUAGAUGGAAGCGAAAUUUGAUGGGUGACUUUAUGGCCGGAAUUACGGUUGGAAUUAUGCAUGUACCUCAAGGCAUCGCCUAUGCUAUUCUUCAGGGCGUCGAUCCAGUUUAUGGCCUCUAUUCGUCAUUUUUUCCAGUUCUUUUCUAUAUGGUCUUUGGUACGUCACAUCAUGUCUCAAUUGGUUCGUUUGCGAUAAUCAGUCUGAUGACAGGCACAUCGAGAGCUGAAAUACUAGAGACAAUACAUGAUGAAUAUUUGCACGAUGAAGGUCAUUACCUGGAACAGGUGGCACAGCUCGGUUAUACGUCUGUGGAUUUGAGGAAUAUAACCGAUUAUGUUCCGUUUCAUUUGAAGGGUGUUAGUGGUAUUCAAGUGGUCACUGUAAUAACGUUGUGUGUAGGGUUCGUUCAUGUGAGCAGCUCAUUAAAAAAAUAUUUGCAGCUGCUAAUGGCAUUAUUACGAGUGGAAUUUGUGACGUCGUAUUUAUCUGACCAGCUUGUAUCGGGUUUUAGUACAGGUGCUAGCGUUCAUGUGAUUAUCGUACAACUCGAUAAAAUAUUUCAAGUACCUGUCGAUUUCGUUGACGUUCAGAGCGUUAACGGGCCAGGCGGAAUGUUAAUGCAACUGGUCAGUGUUUUAUCAAAAGUCGGUGAUAUGAACGUGGUCACUUUUCUGCUUUCAAUGUGUGCAUUCAUUUUCUUAUAUAUUGGUAAAGAUUGCAUCAAUCCGCUUUUUCGCAAGAAAUUCAAAUGCGUACCGUUACCGUUCGAAUUGAUGUUGGUUACUCUCGCCACAGUCGUAUCGUAUAUAUUCGCAUUCGAGCAACGAUACCAAAUGAAAGUUGUCGGCGUCGUACCGGUCGGAUUUCCGAGUGCAGAAAUGCCUCGUCUUGAACUGAUUCCAUACGUGUACAAGGAUGCGUUCGAGAUUGCUUUUGUUAUUGUGGCAGUUCAUUUGUCGAUGUGUAAAGUGUUCAGUAGACGUCACAUCUACAGUACUGAUAAUAAUCAGGAGCUGUAUGCAAUCGGUCUCACGGGUGUCAUUUCUUCGUGUUUCCUCACCUAUCCGGUCUCAUCAGCACUUGGCCGUUCGAUGCUGAUGGAGGAAAGUGGCGGUAAGACGCAGCUAUCAGCGCUGUUCUCUUCAGCACUCGUUUUGGUCGUCAUUCUAUGGCUAAGUCCAUAUCUGCAGUAUUUACCGAUGUGCAUUCUCGCGGUCAUACUCAUAUUCUCGAUGAAGAACAUUUUCCGGAAGCGUGAUGAAUUACAAUGCUUGUGGCGCGUCUCCAAAGUCGAUUUUGCGAUUUGGAUGUUUAGUUUCAUAUGUACCGUAUUCACAAACGUAAUGUGGGGGUUGGUGCUUUCUGUGGCAUUCGCAUUGUUAACGACCGUCUUUAGAACACAGUGGUUAGAAGAUUAUGAUUUCUGUACAACAGCUGAAUUGCCACGAUGGCAUUUGCUGUCACGACUGGAAGGAACUGAUGAUUACCGUGAUACCGGACGUUACGGUCGUGUUACGGACAUAGACCAUAUUCGCAUAUUUCGUUUUGAUGCUCCUCUUCUAUUCACGAAUGUCGACCACUUCCGAAGUGCGGUUGAGAAGGCCACAAUCACAUGUCCGGUAAUGAGUCUAGCGACACUCGAUAACGUUCUUGAAGUGGAAUGUCCGAAUAAAGCUAUUCGCAAGAAAUGUGCUGUUAAAAGGACGAGUUUCAAGCGAUCCAUCAGUGAAUAUCACGAUUCAGCAAUGCGUCGUAUUGAACAUCUUAUAAUUGAUUGCUCAGGUUUUACGUUUGUUGACUUCAUGAGUGUAAACUCACUGAUUGAAAUUUAUCAACAAACGCGUUAUAAUGGAAUACAAGUUUAUUUCGCUGGCGCUAAAGCACCCAUACGAGACAUGUUCGAAGCGUGUGGAUUUUACAAAUCCGUAUCCAAGGAUCAUUUCUAUCCAUCAAUUCAUGACGCUGUACAAGCGGCUAACAUGAAUCAGCAGAUCCGACUGUUCAAAAGGGCAAAACAAAAACGAGUGGACGCCGAGGUGACGAAAAUUGAAAACGCGAAAUUUUUGAGCAAUUCUUGUGUUGAUGACCGCAAAAUUAGCAUUGAAUGCAUCAAAGCGCAAACGCCAAUUGAAAACGACGUCGAAGAGUUUUGCAUGCAACAGCAGCAGCAGCAUUCGAACGAGCGAGAAUGCACUGAUCGUGAGAGUAGCACUGACCAGGAUGAUCCAGACAAUCAAAACACACGAACCACGUACUUAUCUGAUCGUUAUUAG
This is a messenger RNA of Anisakis simplex (herring worm), 2505 nucleotides long. The record is from the annotation of a GenBank genome assembly. Lineage: Eukaryota; Metazoa; Nematoda; Chromadorea; Rhabditida; Anisakidae.